Molecule: messenger RNA, 3987 nt
Organism: Aspergillus bombycis
Lineage: Eukaryota; Fungi; Ascomycota; Eurotiomycetes; Eurotiales; Aspergillaceae
Product: WD repeat protein
Exons: 3
Coding region: 1-3987 (1328 amino acids)
Biological process (GO): positive regulation of TOR signaling
Molecular function (GO): protein binding
Source: RefSeq, a predicted model, not a curated record
AUGUCCGAUAGCUCUCGGUUGCCCACCCGAGGCAGUUCCUCCCCAGCUCCUCCCCCUCCUCCUCCACCUGCCCCCGUACAACAAAGCAAAUAUUCAAAUCGCGCGGCCAGUGCUUUAGCAAGAUUUGCCCAGCCCUUCUUUUCAGGGUCUCGACCUCCAAGUCCGCAGGCUUCAGGGGUUCGUGCAGACCUAUCUGCCGGUCCUUGUUCUAAUAGGCCCAAGUCCUUACCGGGAGCGUCCCAAACGGUCACUCAUAAGACCGGGAUUCCGAUUGCCGCUUUAGAUAUUUCUCCUCAACGGACACAUGCAGUAGUCGGGGGUAAAGAGAUCUUGAAGACCAUCCGUGUCUCACCCGACCAUUCUUCCGAAGAAUUCAACCUUCGCAAUGCUAUCAUCGGUUACUCCUCCACUCAGAAUGAUGGCAGUGGACUCUCCGCACGCUAUAAGGACCAGCUGACAGUGCGGGAUGUGAAAUGGUCACAUGGCAAUUAUGACACCAUUAUCGCCACUGCAGUGGCCAACGGCCGCAUUGUUCUCUAUGAUCUACAACGCACUGGCCUGGAAUACUGCCGGUUUCAGGGGCACAGCCGCCAAGUCCACAAAUUAGCUUUCAAUCCACAUCGGCCGGCAUGGCUUUUGUCUGGCAGUCAGGAUUCCUCUAUUCGAAUGUGGGACCUACGCAUGGCAUCCGCAGUCAAGCCAUGUUCGAGUAAGGAGUUGUAUAAUGGGAAUAGUGAUGCAGUUCGGGAUAUCAGGUGGUCUCCGAAUGAUGGGAUGGCAUUUGCAACCGCCACAGACAGUGGUGCAAUACAGUUGUGGGAUAACCGGAAAACUACCGCCCCCUUGCUAAGGAUCACCGCUCAUGACAAGCCAUGCUUCUCAGUAGAUUGGCAUCCUGAUGGCAAGCACAUCGUCAGUGGUGAAACCAACGUUCCAAUUCCGGACACCCCAGGCCGUUGGGAACGUACGAUGCGUCCGCCGUCCUGGAACAACGAAUAUGACACUUCCGGUGGUUGGCAGUCAAUUCAGUUAGUAACGUCCUAUGACAAAGAAGACCCACGGAUACAUCUCUGGGAUCUUCGGCGCCCUCAUAUACCAUUCCGAGAGUUUGAUCGGUACGAGUCUCAUGCUGCCGAUUUGCUCUGGCAUUCGAAAGAUCUGUUGUGGACUGCUGGUGAGGCCGGUGUUUUCACCCAAACGGAUAUCCGAUAUGCCCCUCAGGUGGUAAAUCAACGGCCAAUGUGCUCCUUGGCCUGGAGCCCGAGUGGUGAGGUGCUAGCUUUUGUCCAGAAACGGUCCAGUCAUAGUACUGUACGCCUCAGCACCACGGAGGUCGUGGGCCAUCCUGAGGAAGAGAGCAAUAGCGCAGAUGCAUUGAGUCAAAGCCCGGCAGACGACCUUCUUGACGAACCCUCAUUUAUCUCGGUUAGGCACCGACGUACUAAAUCAAGCAGUGGCCGGGCGUCUAAGUCGCUGGGCAGCACUCCUCCAAGUGCUCCCGAAUUCAAUCCCGUUCUGUCGCUGGAGAAGGUGCUAUCAAAGAUCAAGCCUUCCGGACAAUGCCAGCUAGGGGCAGUUGGAAGUAUACCUGGAGCUACAAUGGAUCAAGGAACCUUUCGAUACCUGGCACGCCAUUAUUCUCCUUUGCUUACAACCUCUAACAGCAUACACUCAGAUCUUCUACGAUCACUGCUAGAAUCAUUAAGCCAGAACGCAGACUGUGCAGAAGAUGCUUCAUUAGUUAAGCUAUCUCAAACAUGGCGUAUAGUAAAGUUCGCUGUCGUUCAAGAACUGCAACUUAGAGCGAAGGAGCAGCGGCAGGCUCCAGAAAAGAGCACCCGCGGCGUCAGAAAAAGAUUGUCCGCGGAAGGGCAGAAUUCUGAAAAGCCAAGAAUCUUGGAUGAUGGAAAAUCCGAAAAGGUGAAGAAUCGGUUGUUCAAGGGUGUUAUGGAGACGGAGGUGGCCAGGCAGCCUCUCGUUGAUGUAGAAAAUGCCUCGAACAUGACAACCCCGCUAGCGCAGCCUUUGCCUGACUGCACUAUUUUAUCGUCAGAUAGCUCUAACUCGCAUAUGGCAUCUUUAGAUGACCCUACGGAUAUCCAACCUCUUCCACCAUCGCUUCUGAGCCCAAAUCAAGGCACCAUGAACUCGAAUGAUUGGUCUUCGAUGUCCGAUGUGGAGCCACGUAUGCACCGCCAGUCGAAUGCAAGCGAAGAUACGCAUUUUCCAGGCGAAAGCCUCCCAUCUGACCCACUACCUGGGCUGGUGUCCCAAAGUCUUGAAGAUGACCAAAGAUCCGCUCCACGAGCAAUUACCGGAAGAGGCGACUGGCGCGCUCGGAGUCACACAGAGACUUCAGAAGUAGAUGAAUACGACCAAAAGAUGGAGGAUAAAAAAGCAGCCAUUCGUGAUUAUAAACAGUAUCCCAAAAAGAUUCUGUCGCUCGAAUCUCACGUUGAAUGUGUGAGGCCUCCGGGCUUCCGCCGCCGCGAGUCAUCAGAAAGUCUUCCAAUGUUCUCGGCAUCUACAGGUAGCUCACACCCUUCCAAAUCAAUAGGCACAUCAUUAUCGUCAGCGGCAAAACUGUAUGACGUUUCUGAAAGUGAGAAUGUCACGGAAGGCGCGGAAAGUGAUGCCCCUCGAAUACCAUAUUCCAGAACCAGAAGUGACUCAGUCAUUGGCCCUGUUACCGUUCAGAACGAAGAGCGUCAGGCUAGUGAACCUUUUGUUGAGGGUGUUUCAGAUUCUAAUGUUCAUCUCGAGCGACCCUCUAGCCCACUUCCCCUUGUGAAGGAAUCCAGUCCUCUAGAGACUCCAUACUUUGAGAAGAAUGGCUGUCCAAGUGUUGUCUACACUGCCGCAGCAGAUAAUUCUGCUUGCAGGGCUACACAUGUGAUCGAUGAUGAUCUCACAGGGCUCACUAUCCCCAUAAGCUCUGACGGAACGAUGGAUAAACCAUGGAGCGCUGAAAUUUUGCUCAAAGAAGCCAUUAGGCAUUAUCAUAGCAGUUCUUGUGUUGACGUUCAAUCUGCUGCUCAUCUUCUCCAGAAAUUGCGCACUCUUUUCCAAGGCUAUGAGGAUAUACUUCCUCGUGAGGAGUGUGAACUCAUCUUCAAAACCUACAACGAACACCUUAUACGUCAGUGCAUGUACAUUGAGGCGGCUGAGCUUCGACUUCUCUGCGUACCGGCGUACCCAGCAGUCUACGAGUAUGCUCAAGUAGAUACUACGAUGAACGUGUUUUGUUUCACGUGUAAACGUCCAUACGAGAACCCUUUGAAUGACAAUACGCGCUGUCAUCGCUGCAACACGCCCCAGGAGCCAUGUGCCAUUUGCAUGAGUGUUGACCCACCAGCCGAAUGGGUAGCAGAGCAAUCUGCACAGUCGAAUCUGGAAUUGGACUCCGAGACGACGUCGCAUUUUCUGUCGUCAUCUCGCUCCUCCAUCAAGACAGAGCCGAUCCCAACAUCUGAGCUACGACGCCUAGAUGAAACGUACGGGGAUUCAUACAAUCCUUCAGGACCUAAAGGAUCCGCACUUUGGACCUGGUGUCAAGGCUGUGGCCAUGGAGGACAUUUAGCUUGCAUUAGUAUGUGGUUGGACGACGCCUCUGUCAGUGAGGGUGGUUGCGCUACCCCUGGUUGCAUGCAUGACUGCGGCCCGGGACCCCGUCGUGAGCAUAACCGCACCAUUUUGCUCAAGGAAUCCAAAAGACGAGAUUCGGCUGGUAGAAAGGCUGGUGUAGGUUUUGUUAAACGUGACCCAUGGACCAGAGGGGAAAGCAAAGCUGUUGAAAAGGUUCGAGGUAUGCUAAGUAUCGGGACCUCCGGUGGCACAAGUGCUUCCACUACCAGCGCCGGGCCCAGCGUGUCCUCUAACUUGAUGUCGCCCAAAAAAGUACGACUUGUUACUCCUAGCGAGCAAGGGAAGCGAGGGGGAACCUCGUCUCGAAGCAGUCUUGGUGGUGGCAGUGGGCUAAGCACAUAA